AUGACAAAUGGUAAGGCUGAGUUCCACCUUCUGAGAGUUCUGCCUGCCCAAGAUCUCGACAAAAUCGGUAAAUACAAGAGUACAAAAGAACUUUGGGAAAAGUUCUUGGAACUCUAUGAAGAACUAGAAGUAUCCGAGAUCGAGGAAAUUGCUAGAACAGCUCUCAUAGCCGAAUAUCUACCUGAAGACAAAGAAAGUUUAUCCAAGAUGAACAUCGAUGGAGGGAGAGAGACUUCGAAAGAAAGCAGCGAUGAAGGGGGAGCAUCGGACAAUGAAAUAACGGCGGUGUUCUCCAAUGGGCUGCCGAAGAUCCAGACGCACGGGAGGGAGAAACCGGAGAACGAGAUCUGCCACGACGACAGCGCGCCGCCGGUGAAGGCGAAGACCAUCGACGAACUGCACUCCCUGCAGAAGGACGGCGCGCAGCAAGGCAACGCUGCCUUCGCCACCAUCUCAGAGGAGGAGUGCCAGAAGCUCCAGCUCCAAUCCAUCAGUGAUUCAUUGGCGUUGCUGACGAGGGAGACAGGGUCGAAGGUUGUGAGGGGCGAUCCGGCCAGGAAGGCGGAGGUGACCAAGGUCGCCGCCGAGCACCACCACUACUUGACGAUGACCAUCAGCGUCAGUGACAGCGACAACGCCCUCAAGUUUACCCAUGUCCUCUACAACCUCUCCCCUGUUGAACUCUACGAGCAAGCCAUAAAACAUGAACAUGGAUCAUUCAUAACAUCGACCGGAGCCUUGGCUACCUUGUCCGGCACGAAGACUGGUCGUUCGCCGAGGGACAAGCGCGUCGUCAAGGAUGAAACCACUGCCAAUGAGCUUUGGUGGGGCAAAGACUCACCGAACAUAGAGAUGGAUGAGCACACCUUCCUGGUGAACAUGGAGAGGGUUGUCGAUUACCUCAACUCUUUGGAUAAGGUAUUUGUGAAUGACCAAUUCCUCAACUGGGAUCCCGAGCAUCGAAUCAAAGUUCAAAUUGUCUCUGCAAGGGCCUAUCAUUCCCUGUUCAUGCACAACAUGUGCAUCCGUCCUACGCCUGAAGAACUGGAGGAUUUCAGUACUCCGGACUUCACAAUUUACAAUGCUGGCCAGUUUCCAUGUAAUCGAUACACACACUACAUGACUACCUCCACCAGCAUUGAUCUUAAUCUUGAUAGGAAAGAAAUGGUCAUCCUUGGCACACAGUAUGCCGGGGAGAUGAAGAAGGGUUUGUUCGGUGUGAUGCACUAUCUAAUGCCUAAAAGAAACAUUCUCUCCCUGCACUCUAGAAACAAUAUGGGCAAAGAUGGUGAUGUUGCCCUCUUCUUUGGAGUAUCAGGUAAGUGUUGGUCGGACGAGAUUCUGGCGCAUCACCUGCCCAUUGAUGGAUUGCUGAAGUCACAGAUUUAG
This is a messenger RNA of Zingiber officinale, 1389 nucleotides long. Its product is annotated as phosphoenolpyruvate carboxykinase (ATP) 1-like. Gene Ontology annotation, biological process: gluconeogenesis. The coding region runs from base 1 to 1389 and encodes 462 amino acids. Gene Ontology annotation, cellular component: cytosol. The record is from RefSeq and is a predicted model, not a curated record. Gene Ontology annotation, molecular function: phosphoenolpyruvate carboxykinase (ATP) activity; ATP binding. The transcript has 7 exons. NCBI's taxonomy places the organism in Eukaryota, Viridiplantae, Streptophyta, Magnoliopsida, Zingiberales, Zingiberaceae.